This is a messenger RNA of Fusarium pseudograminearum CS3096, 1416 nucleotides long. RefSeq lists its product as uncharacterized. The coding region runs from base 1 to 1416 and encodes 471 amino acids. The transcript is spliced from 3 exons. Lineage: Eukaryota; Fungi; Ascomycota; Sordariomycetes; Hypocreales; Nectriaceae. The record is from RefSeq and is a predicted model, not a curated record.
AUGAACAAUUCUGAAAAGCGCCGUCCAGGCACCGGGAAUCCGUCUACCCAUACCCUACGAACCGGUGCUUCGAACAACAACAGCCGAACCAGUAUGCCUGCCAUGCCUGCAAAAGUCGCCAUGGCUGCCACCACCAACGCGACCCCCGAAGAGACACAUGAGACCACCAGCAACAGCGGUGGUGCCCCGCUCAAAGAGAAGGAGAGCACAGCUACAAGGACCAACAGCACAAAAGAAAAGGACCGUGACAAGGACCGCAAAGAACGGAGGGAGAAAAGGGAAAAAGAGCGCGGGCUCGAGGCUGCUCUGAAAGAGAAAGAUGAGAAGAUUGCGUAUCUGGAGAAGGAGAUGGGCAUCAUGGAACGCGAAUUCCACCGCGAAUUGGACAAGCUGAGCCAAAACGAAAGCGAGACGGCGACAUUCUGGCAGGCCAAACACAGCGCAUUGAACCAACAAUAUCUACGGACGGAUACGGAGCUACGACUUUUGCGCGCCGAAGUUGAAGUACGAGAGGGCGAGCGCGAAGAACUUCGAGAAGGCUGGGAAGUUCUACGACGAGAACUAAAAGAGCGAGACGAUGAGAUUCGAGGGCUAAGGGGCCAAGUACGCGGAUUGAAGGAGUGGGUGAGUAGCAGCACAAGAACAGAUGGCCAAGAGUGCGACGAGGUCUUUGGCGAUGGAAUGGCUAGGCUAGGCAAUGGUCUUCAGAAUUGGGUCAUUGUGAACUUUCGCAAGGCCAAGAUAAAUCUGGAGAAUCUAGACGAGGCGACGUUGGCUGAGAUUAGCGAGCUUGUGCCCAUGUAUGAGGAGCUCGCAUCAUCGCACAAGGUUUAUCUUCUACAAUCUAUUGUGUCAAGGAUAUUAGUCGAGAUGGUGUUUGACGCCUACUUUGUCGGCUUGACAGACGAGCAGACGCAACAAUUUCGACAACUGGAAAAACUGCUAUCUUCAUAUGCCGACUCUGACGAAGCCAUCAACCAUUGGCGAUCCUCUACUCUGUCUCUUCUCCGCCGAGACUCAUCUUCUCUGAAGGAAUCAACAUCAUCCAUUACAGAAGUCAUUUUAAAGCGAAUAACCCGUCUUCUCGACGCCCUAUGCGGUACAUCUCCCUCAGAAGCUCGAGAUAGUGGACUACGAGUUCUUGUCAACAACUCCGUCGAGCUGGCACGCCUUGUUGCCGUCCAGAAAGCCGUUCUUCGCGUGAACAUGCCCACAGUAUUACCGCACCAAAGAAUAAUGUUCGAAUCUGAAACCAUGGAAGAUCUAGGCGGAGAAGACGAAGAAUCACUAACGGGAAGAGAAAUCUGCUGUGUCGCUUUCCCAGGGGUGAUUAAACACGGCGAUGAGCAUGGAGGGCACUUACAAUACCGAAAUGUUAUACUCAAAGCAAGGGUUCUAUGUAGCCCUGAGCAGUAG